Molecule: messenger RNA, 1017 nt
Organism: Physcomitrium patens
Lineage: Eukaryota; Viridiplantae; Streptophyta; Bryopsida; Funariales; Funariaceae
Product: large ribosomal subunit protein eL8y
Biological process (GO): ribosome biogenesis
Cellular component (GO): ribonucleoprotein complex
Molecular function (GO): RNA binding
Source: RefSeq, a predicted model, not a curated record
AUGAGUUUGGCGGAGUCCGACUGGGUUGUCUCUUUUGCUGGGCAUGCCUCCCCCCGCGUCUCAGCUCUGCUCUGCUCUGCGUCGGCCUUGAUCCCCCCCUUCGCCCUUCGCCAUGGCUCCCAAGAGGGGUACUCUCAAGACUCCGGUCGCAGCUCCCGUGCAGAAGAAGCAGGCUCCAGUGAAGACUGUGAACCCUCUGUUCGAGAAGAGGCCGAAGCAGUUUGGUAUUGGAGGAGCUCUUCCGCCCAAGCGGGACCUCCACCGGUUCGUGAAAUGGCCCAAGUACGUGCGCAUUCAGCGCCAGCGACGUGUUUUGAACCAGCGUUUGAAAGUCCCUCCGGCUCUGAACCAGUUCACGAAGACUCUGGACAAGAAUCUUGCCACGAGCUUGUUCAAGUUGUUGUUGGAGUACCGACCUGAGGACAAGGCGGCGAAGAAGGAGCGGCUUCUGAACAAGGCAAAGGCUGAGGCAGAGGGCAAGAGCGUGGAGUCGAAGAAGCCUGUGGUGGUGAAAUACGGAAUCAACCACAUCACGUACCUGAUCGAGCAGAACAAGGCUCAGCUGGUGGUGAUCGCUCACGACGUGGACCCGAUCGAGCUGGUAGUGUGGCUGCCGGCACUUUGCCGGAAGAUGGGCGUGCCGUACUGCAUCGUGAAGGGGAAGUCGCGGUUGGGACAGAUUGUGCACGCGAAGACUGCAACAGCGUUGUGUUUGACAGCGGUGAAAAACGAGGACAAGCACGAGUUUUCGAAGAUCAUCGAAGCAGUGAAGGCGAACUUCAAUGAGAAGUACGACGAGCAUAGAAGGCAUUGGGGCGGUGGCAUCAUGGGUGUCAAGUCACAGGCCAAGACGAAGAUCAGAGAGCGAAUUCUUGCCAAGGAGGCAGCUCAGAGAGCAACUUAGGUCGUACGUUGGUCAUUAUUGGUCUGUUAAUAUGGAACAUGCAAAUGUUUUUGAGAUUUUUUUGUUUUUACACCAGAUGAAUUAAGUGCACACCAUUCAUUAUGGAUAUUCGA